Molecule: messenger RNA, 779 nt
Organism: Bursaphelenchus okinawaensis
Lineage: Eukaryota; Metazoa; Nematoda; Chromadorea; Rhabditida; Aphelenchoididae
Source: the annotation of a GenBank genome assembly
AUGUCAGAAGCUGUUGAAUAUCCAUCGGUACAACUGCCAAAAGGCCUGGAAAUUGUAAGUAAACUAUGAGAGCUGUUAUUAACGUAUUUUACGAUAUAAAUUUCUAAUUUUCCGCUGUAAACUUUAGAAAUUUUAAAAUCUAUCAGAUCACUUGGUCUAAACUAAUAUGAUUUCGUUCAGGUUGACGCAGAUGAAUACCUCAAGGACAAAACAAUGAUCACAGUAGUGAUGAAAGGAGAAGAUCAUACUAUUUCGAAUUUGCUAAAACAUGUAAUUGGCCCAAUGUAAGUUUUUUUGUUAUUUUUGUUCUUGGUUUAGGUGCCUGACGAAAAAUUGAUGUUGCACGAUGAAUUUCUGUCCUUAUGUGUUGAAAUUAGCAUCAAUAGAUACAGUAAAACGUGCUUUAUCUUUUAAGUGGAAAAUAUAAAGUUUCGAGCGAGUUUUGGGAACCUUUUUUUGUUUGGGAGAUUAGAUGUGUACUGCAACAUCGGAAAAUAGUGAUUUUCAGCUUCAAUUUCAUGAAACGUUGAUUUAAAAGUUACUUCCUAAUAGGUUUACUCAAAAAUUUACGUAUUUUACAACUAUUUAGGGACGGAGUGGAAUUUGUCGGAGCUGGUGAGACACAUCCAUUGGAAGAUCGGAUUGUUGUUCGAGUGCAAACAAAACCAGGAGUAGAUGCAGCCGAAGUUUUAGCACAAGGUUUCCAGCUUACCGAGCAGCUAUUCGCCGGGAUUGAGGAGAAAAUUGACAAAGCUUGCGAGGAAUUUGAUUCGAAGUGA